AAAACUUUUCCUAUCUGAUCGAAUCAUAAUAAUACUCUACAAUGGCGAAAGAUAAUUCUCCGACAAUGGUGAUGGUUGAAGACGUGAUGCUAGAGAUCAUGUCUUAUUGUCCUGCGUCGGAAAUGGCAAAACUUCGUCAACUGAACAAAGAGUACAACAGACGAAGCUAUGAGUUGAGUUUUAUCAAACGUCAACUUGAUAGAACCAACUCUUUCUUCGGCUAUAUAUUUCAUUACCGAGACCAAAAGUUUCGUAGUCGCUCCAGUUUUGUCUCUGCUUUCAAUGGUGAAGAAAAAAUCCCGAUCAGUCUUGCAUUUCUUCCUCCCCGUCACAACAAUGUCGCGAUCAAAGCUUGUGACACACAUCAUGGCAUUUUGCUAUGUGUCGAUGAUAAUGUGUAUAAAGGUGGGAGAAGAAUACCAGACUACAUCGUUUGUAAACCGGCUACAAAACAGUACCGGAUCAUACCAAACCCGAAGACCCGGUGGUUCACUGUCGCAACCGGUUUAAUGGUGGUUUCUUCUAACCCGUUUCGGUAUAAGAUCAUUAGGGUGUCUGAUACAAAUGCAAAAGUGAGUAAAAAUGGUGUUGAUAGUCUUUCUUGCGAAGUUUACGAUUCUGUUUCGGACGCUUGGAAGCGACUACCAAAUAUGGAAACGGACGAGUUUUUUCCCGGAGAUGUUAAACCGGUAUCGGCUUACGGUUGCUUGCACUGGUUAACGGAGAACAACAAUGUUAUGCGGUUCUGUAUGAGAACCGAAACAUGGUCUAUCUUCCCUGUUCCGAACGAGCUAGUGGGCGAUAGCUGUCUCAUGUUGGUCAGCUACGAAGGGAAGCUAGGUGUGAUCCAUUCUAGAUGGGGAGAAGGAUCUGAUAUAUGGGUUCUGGAGAAGAGUUUUGCAACAUCGUGGGUACGUUUGGAAGAUGCGAAAGUCAAAGCAUUAGGCGGUGAUGAUAUCUUCAAGGCGCAACCCAUAUGGUUCCCAAGUAACGACAGUGUAUCAAGGUCGAGCAGUUCUAGUCUCGGUCUCUACAACAUGAACAACGAUAUAUAUAGUUACUUGUAUAGGAUGCAAGAUUUCUACCAUAUGUAUUGUCCUGCGAUGAAAUAUUUUGUCCCAUUCCACUCAAACUACGAGAGAGUUUGUUUGAACAGAGAUGGAGAAUAA
Messenger RNA from Capsella rubella, 1169 nucleotides. RefSeq names its product F-box protein At5g49610. The transcript has a single exon. Gene Ontology annotation, molecular function: protein binding. Lineage: Eukaryota; Viridiplantae; Streptophyta; Magnoliopsida; Brassicales; Brassicaceae. Bases 42 to 1169 code for a protein of 375 amino acids. The record is from RefSeq and is a predicted model, not a curated record.